AUGCCGAAGCAGACCCGGCCAUGGCCGAUCGUGACCUGGUCAUUGGUCGCAUGUUUCCUGAUCGGGCUUGCAUAUCUACUCCAAUCAACUGAGCUCUCAUCCGCGCCGUUGAUCCUGCCUGGAAAGCAUCAUCAACACCCACAGAUAAACGGGGGAACCCCAGCUAACCCAAAUAUCGAACUACAUCCGCAGGAUCAUGUGCACCGAGAACCAGUGACACUGUACCUGGACUGGCAUAUUACAGCGGAUCACCGCAGACCGGAUGGUGUACUGAAGCGGGUCUAUGCCAUCAAUGACCUGUUUCCUGGCCCGACGGUUGAGGCCCGCUCGGGUGAUACCUUGGUCAUUACUGUUGUGAAUGGGUUGGUAGAUGAGUCGCUUGCCAUUCAUUGGCAUGGCCUUCAUGUAGCCAAUUCUAUGGAUGGGGCUGUCGGGGUUUCUCAAUGUCCUAUUUCUCCUGGGAGUCGAUAUGUAUACAAUUUGACUAUUCCAUCCGACCAAAGUGGUACUUUUUGGUAUCAUGCUCAUUCGGGGGUCGAGCGAGCCGAUGGUCUUUAUGGUGGACUAAUUGUUCAUGCGCCGGCUUCAAAGUCGACUGUUCGAGGCUUGAUGGCUGAAGAAAGGAACGACCAUCAGCCAUACACUUAUGACAAGGAACUUCUGUUGCUUAUCGGAGACUGGUAUCAUCGGCCUGCAACUGAGGUCCUUGAGUGGUACAUGGACCCUGGAAACUUUGGUAAUGAGCCCGUUCCCGAUUCCCUGCUCAUUAAUGGAGUGGGACGUUUUGACUGCAGCAUGGCUGUUCCUGCUCGACCGGUGGAUUGCGUUGAGGGUAUGAACUCAUCAAGCCUGGAUCUCGAUCCUAAUAUCACAUAUAGGAUACGGGUUGCCAAUACCGGCGCGCUUGCUGGGUUCACACUCUCCUUCAGCCAUCGUCUACUGGACCUGAUACAGGUUGAUAGUAUUGACGCACAGCGCUCCCAGCGGCGGGAUAUUAACUCUGUUGGGAUAUUGUAUCCCGGGCAGCGAAUGGACUUUAUCCUUCGUCCUUCUUUGCAAAAAGCCGAGAAGCAGUCAUACAUGACGGUUCAAUUGGAUCAAGACUGCUUCAGAUACGCCAAUCCAGCAUUGACACCCGAUCAAACAUUCCCCAUCAACCACCAUCCACCUUUCGCUUCCAAUUCCGAUACUAAUCAACAGCCACAAGUGAACAUCAACCAUCUAAACAUCCACAACGUACCAUCUGCACCCUCCGUCCUCAAUACACUCCCACCAAAAGCAGAACAAUCCUACGUAAUCUAUACAAAGAUCCAAAAAAUGGCCCGUUACUCCAACAAACCAUUCGGCUACAUCAACCAAACAACCUGGAAACCACAAGAUAAUCCACCAGCUCCAUUGAUAUCCCUACCACGCAUAGAAUGGGACAAGAACCAAUUCGCAAUUACGACUGGAUCAGAACCUUCAUGGGUUGACCUAGUAAUUAACAAUCUAGAUGAAGGAUCGCAUCCUUUCCACUUGCAUGGUCACGAUUUCUUCGUUCUAGAACUGCACCAAGCAACAUCCGGCUGGGGUUCCUACAACCCAUUCACAGAUGAAUCACCACCACACAUAGAUGCAGAGCUGGAACGGGACUCUAGCACAAGCACAAAUCCGCCAAGCAUGUACAACCUCUCUCGUGCUGCGCUACGGGAUACGGUCAACAUCCCGAGUCGAGGGUAUGCGGUGCUCCGAUUCCGAGCUGAAAAUGUUGGUGUGUGGCUUUUGCAUUGUCAUGUUCUUUGGCAUUCUGUUAGUGGGAUGGCUAUGUUGAUUGACAUUGGGGAUCGUAAUUGGGAUGGGGAUGCGGUGGGAGUUGGUGAUGGUGAUGGACAUUGUUCUGAUACUUCAACAUUGGGGAAAUAG
Penicillium antarcticum is the source of this 1902-nucleotide messenger RNA. RefSeq lists its product as uncharacterized. Bases 1 to 1902 code for a protein of 633 amino acids. The record is from RefSeq and is a predicted model, not a curated record. Gene Ontology annotation, molecular function: oxidoreductase activity; copper ion binding. NCBI's taxonomy places the organism in Eukaryota, Fungi, Ascomycota, Eurotiomycetes, Eurotiales, Aspergillaceae. The transcript has 7 exons.